Molecule: messenger RNA, 1777 nt
Organism: Triticum urartu
Lineage: Eukaryota; Viridiplantae; Streptophyta; Magnoliopsida; Poales; Poaceae
Product: riboflavin biosynthesis protein PYRD, chloroplastic
Biological process (GO): riboflavin biosynthetic process
Molecular function (GO): zinc ion binding; diaminohydroxyphosphoribosylaminopyrimidine deaminase activity
Source: RefSeq, a predicted model, not a curated record
UUUUCCGUCUUUGGGCCCACCUGUCAAAAUACCCCCGAGUCAUUUUUUCUCCUAUGCUGCGGUUCGGCCGGUCGGGUGCGCUCGGGUGAGGAAGGGAACAGAGUCUCCUUCCUCUGCGCGCCGCGCCGCGCCGCCCCUCACCGUCGAGCUCGCUGCCGCGCGACUCCUCCCGCCAAGCUGCGCCGCGCCCCUCCCCGUCGGCAUCGCAGCCGCGCCGGGAUUCCUUAUCCCCCCAGGACCGCGCGACGCCGCCUCCCCGUCUCCGGCCGCCGCGGCCUGAGCAGCUCCGCGCGGCGGCGAGACCUCGCCGGUGUUGCCUCGCAAGCCGGCCACGCCAACCGCGACAGCUGCACGCAGGCAGUCGAGGCAGCUUACAGGGAAUCCAAAAGCCAGGCUCGGCGCCCCCACAUCUCGCUGGAUUGGCUGGCCUCCUCUCUUCGGUCUGACAUGAUCUCCUCCUCGCUCUUCUCGCGCCCCCGCCUCGCCCCGCGCCCCGCAUCCGCCGCGGCCUCCCCCUGCCGCGCCCGCCUCGCGGUCGGCAGCGGCGGCGCGCGCGGGCUCGCGGCCGGCGUGCGGUGCCAGGCGCAGGCGGGGGACAUGGACGCGCACUACAUGCGGCGGUGCGUCGAGCUGGCGUGGACGGCAGCCGGGCACACCAGCCCCAACCCCAUGGUGGGCUGCGUCAUCGUCAGCGAAGGCCAAGUCGUCGGCGAGGGAUUCCACCCCAAAGCCGGGCAGCCCCACGCCGAGGUAUUUGCUUUGAGGGACGCAGGGCAUUUAGCAGAGAAUGCAACAGCUUAUGUGAGUCUGGAGCCCUGCAACCACUACGGGAGAACCCCUCCCUGCACUGAAGCACUCAUCAAAGCCAAAGUUAAGGAGGUUGUGGUGGGGAUGACUGACCCAAAUCCUAUUGUAGCAUCCAAAGGGAUUGAAAAACUCAGAAAUGCCGGCAUAGAUGUAAGGGUUGGCGUGGAGGAAGCAUUAUGUCUCAGAUUAAAUGAGGCUUACAUUCACCGUAUGCUUACUGGGAAGGCCUUUGCAACUUUGAGAACUACACUCUCGAUGAACGGAACUGUCAUAAAUCAAAUUGGGAGCGGAGCUGAUCAACCAGGAGGAUACUACUCGCAACUAGCGAAAGAAUACGACGGAGUUAUAAUUUCAAGCGACAUGGCCAAGGCGACUACCUUACCAAUAUCACGCGAGGCUGGCGCAAAGCAGCCUCUUUACAUCAUCAUAGCGCAGGGAGAAGGUUCCAAAGUACACAUCCCGUUUCUCAAUGAAGAGUCUGCAUCUAACGCCAUAGUCCUGGCUGAUAGUCCCGUCGCCGUGGAGCCAUCGGGAGUCAGCGUCUCAGUCCUCGACCAGAUGAACCUAGAGUCCAUCCUCCGACUUCUCGCGGAUCGAGGGUUGUGCAGUGUGCUGGUUGAUUUCCGAGAUGCCGGAGGCGUCCUGGUGCCGCUGCUGAGCAAGUUUCAAGAGGACAAGCUGGUGCAGAAGGUUGUUGUGGAGCUCUCACCUGUCUGGGUGGUGAGCCCAGGGCCGAGCGACCUGGCGUUUGGUGGCAGCCAGUCGUUUCCACUCAAGAACGUGGAGCACAAGGAGGUGAAUGGAACUUUGCUGCUUGAGGGAUAUUUGUAGCAUCUUAUCUUUUCUGUCUGAGGAUUUGUGGCCUCCUGUUGUAAACACCGAGCCAUGUGAACUUAAGCCUGAACCCGCGUCCGCUUUGGAGUCGCACUACACCGCUUUAUAGUUUCACUUGGAGUAAUGAGCGGUCAAA